Messenger RNA from Acanthoscelides obtectus, 1511 nucleotides. Lineage: Eukaryota; Metazoa; Arthropoda; Insecta; Coleoptera; Chrysomelidae. The record is from the annotation of a GenBank genome assembly.
CGCUUGAAUUUGAUUAAAUUUUGGUUAUUCGCUUGGAUUUGAUUUAUAUGUUUUGUGGUGCACAGUACCCACGAUCCAGGAAUGAAAGUGAAACUGAACCCACUCCGUAGAAUUUUCCUGUGAUUGUGGUGUUCCAUGUAUAUUCGAUUGUAGGUGUUGACAGUUAUGUUUAUGACAUAACCUAUAAUUUUUGACAACAUUUGAAAUUCAAAUUAUUUUCAUUUAUUAAGAUUUUGAUGAGGAUUCCCAACUUAAAAAACUGUUUACAAUUACGAAAAUGUUAUUUACACACAACAAAUAUACUGGCAAACCGCCAGACAGGAAAUGCAAUGAAAAAAGUGCUGGGACUGAAGAAGAGGAAAUAUUUUUUUGCUGAUUCGCCACCUGCGAUUUCAUCCCCAGAGAUUUUCAGCAAAGGAGCUUCAGAUGGAAAGCAUGGAGAUUCACGAAGAGUUGCAGUCCUGAACAAACUAUUCAUGAGGCACAUUACCGAUCAAAUGGUAACUGGUCAGUAUGCCUCAGAAAUAUUAGGGCAUGGAAUUGAAGUUAAUAAGGUCAAAGUUACACCAGACUAUAAAUUUUUAAGAGUGUAUUGGAUAGCUAGAAAAAGCAAAAAUGAUGAAGCUAUUGAGAGAAUCUUAAAUAAAAAUGCAGGCUUUUUAAGACAUGAAUUAUCCUCCCUACAAGUAAUGGGAAAAAUGCCUAUGAUACAUUUUGUUAAAGAUAAGGAGUAUGGUUCCAUCAGUGAAGUAGAUAACAGACUAGCAGUAGCUGAUUUUGGUGAAGACCAUAUUCCCAUAGAUCCAGCAGAUAAGUUAAAAUCUGAACUGGAACUUUGUGUGCCUCUGGAAGCGAGUACAAAGUAUCAUCCACAUCAAAAUAUAGGUUGAUUACACAAAGCAAUACUCACGAACAUUGAUGUUUUGAGGAAAUUGGUUAAUUCAAAUCAUAUUCUAAUUGUGAAUUAUUCUACUAAUAGGAAAAGAUAAAACAAUUAGAAGAAGAACAUGAUGAGAUAGAGGAUAUUCCCCUUCCAGCAAUGCCUCAGAAUGUUUUAGGUUUAGAUUAUGCUGCUAUUUUGAAUAGGGUCAAAAAGCAGAUGAAAAAAUCAGAAGGUAUCCAUAGACAAAGCAGCACAGAAAAUGAGGAAACUUGGGCUAAGUUUAAAUUGAGUCAGUCAGUUAAUGAAGAUCCUUUAAUUCUUGGUAGUGGGAAGACUCAACGAGAGGCAUUCAGGGAAUUCUUAUUUAAAAGACAGUUAACGAGAAAUAAAGCAAAAAGAGCCAAAAAUGCCACAGCUGAUAUUGAGUAUAUCAGAGAGGAGUUGAGAGAAAGACAUCUGGAUAGGUUGCAGAAGCUCAACUUGACUGAAAAUGUAGAUGACGAUUUUAUUGAAGAGGAUGUAGAUGACCAUCAUUUACCUAAAUGAGUUUAUAAAAUUAUGACCAUUAAAAGGAUAUUUAUUAUAGUACAGUUGUAAUAUACAAAAAUAAAAAUAAGCUUGAAAUUGG